AUGGAGAACCUAUCUAUCACCGAUGCCCCUCCACAGGGCCGUGGUGCGCCGCAACCCCUACCUCAGCUGCCGCCGCAAAUGUUUACGACUGCCGCGCAGCUCCUGGACCUCACAGACAAGAAGCUCAUGGUCGCUUUGCGCGAUGGGCGAAAACUCAUUGGAGUCCUAAGAAGCUGGGAUCAAUUUGCAAAUCUUGUUCUCCAAUCCACGAUCGAACGUAUCUUUGCGCCCUCCCCCGACUCAGCAGGUAGCGAUCGACCAACCGGUCUGUACGCAGACAUAAACCACGGCAUAUUCCUCGUCCGAGGCGAGAACGUACUACUCCUUGGCGAAAUCGACCUCGACAGAGACGACGAUCCCCCGCCUGGUUUCGAGCUGGCCGAGUUGGAAGUGGUUAAGAAGAUCGCAGAGGAGAAGAAGGCAGCCGACAAGGCUCGGGAUAAGUUGCGAGUGAAGAAGCUCGCGAAACACGGCUUCGAGGGGGAGAACAUUGGCGAGAUUGUGCUGUAG
Messenger RNA from Fusarium pseudograminearum CS3096, 510 nucleotides. RefSeq lists its product as uncharacterized. Gene Ontology annotation, cellular component: P-body; Lsm1-7-Pat1 complex. Lineage: Eukaryota; Fungi; Ascomycota; Sordariomycetes; Hypocreales; Nectriaceae. The coding region runs from base 1 to 510 and encodes 169 amino acids. The record is from RefSeq and is a predicted model, not a curated record. Gene Ontology annotation, biological process: deadenylation-dependent decapping of nuclear-transcribed mRNA. The transcript is spliced from 3 exons. Gene Ontology annotation, molecular function: RNA cap binding.